AUGUUGGCCAACUUCAGUCUGGUUCCCGCUCCCGAGCUGUUCGACCUGUACGGCCUGGUCCUGCCGUUUUUGGUGCCUUCGGAGACCACAGUGUUUUACUUUAAUCCCUCGAGUCCCAGCUGCCGUUGGGAGCUACUUCAGAGAAGUCAGUUAUAUGACCAUCCUCAAAUGGUCUGGCAGAGAGCGGAAGUCUAUUCGAAUCUGUACAGCCGGCACAAUAGCCACAUCUUUGUGUUGGCCUGUCUCUCCAGGACCUUCUACGAAUGGCAGUUAAAGAGUCUGGCGACCACUUUGACCCGGAUGAGGUCGGUGAGAGUCCUCAUCGAGAUGGAGGGCGAAGAAAGCUUCUUUUUGGCCUCACAAGUCCUGUCACUCUGCCUGCAGCACAGCAUGCUGAAUGUAGGGCUUUACUUUCGCUCUUUCAGUGUAUUCAGCUACCGGGUUUUUCCGUACUUUAAGCUGAUCAAGCAACGUAUUUCCGAAGAAACCCAACCUCUAAUAUUCACCAACCAGCUUGUGGAUCUCGGGGGCUAUCAGCUGCGCGUUCAACCGGAUUUGGCGCCUCCUAACUCCAUUCUCUACCGCGAUUUGCGGGGCGAGAAUCGGAUAUCCGGCUUUUUGUGGCAGUUUAUACUUACCUUCGCUGAAAACUUGGGGGCCGGCAUCGAGAUCCUAUAUCCUCCAUGGUCAAAACCGAAGGUCUCGACCAACGAAUAUAUGAUAGAGUUAACACGGAAUGGCAGCUCGGAUUUCGGAGUGACCCCCGGCAAUAUUAUGUUCAAGCACGCGGAGAGGUUUCGCGACCAUAGCUACCCUUUUAUGUACUCCAACUGGUGCACCAUGUUGCCGAUGGAGAAGCCCCUAGGCACCAACUCUCUCUUCACUCAUAUUCUGAGCUGCGGAUCGGCUACUCUUCUGGCUGCGAUGUAUCUUGUGUGUUUCCUGGUUCGUCCUGCCCUAAUCAGAUUGCUGAAAAUUAUUAUCUGCAACAGAUUGAUGCGCCUCUUCUCGAGGCUUUUUUUUUUGGCUAUGGUCUGCGGUUGCUCUGCCCAAUUGCUCUCCCUACUGAUUUCUCCGCCGAUCCGGUCCCGCAUCCAUAGCUUUGACGACCUCCUGGGCUCCAGCUUAAAGAUCUUCGGAAUGCGCAACGAGUUCUACUUCCAGGAAGGUGACUUCCGGGCAAAGUACGCGGCGGCUUUCCACCUCACGGACAGUCCCGACGAUCUGUUGGACCACCGGAACUACUUCAACACCAGCUGGGCCUAUACUAUCACCUCUAUCAAGUGGCUGGUUAUCGAGGCCCAGCAGCGGCACUUCGCCCAUCCGGUGUUUCGGUUUUCGGAGGAUCUGUGCUUCAGAUGGGGCUCUCCCUACAGCCUGCUGAUCGCCCAAGAGUCUAUCUACCGGGAGCGUCUCCACCAUUACAUCUACAUGAUGGUACACCAGUCCGGGUUGAUCGAACAUUGGAUAACCCGGAGCUUUUACGAUAUGGUGAAGGCCGGCCGCAUAACCAUCAAGGACUACAGUCUACCGAGGAGAGUGCAACCGAUCCAGCUGCAGGACCUACGGCUGUGCUGGCGAGUCCUUGGAACGCUGCUGCUCAUCUCUUUUGCUGCAUUCGCCUUGGAGCUGCUGCUGUUCUACACCAACGUGUUUCUCAAUAGCUUGUAG
Messenger RNA from Drosophila kikkawai, 1671 nucleotides. RefSeq names its product Ionotropic receptor 94h (gene Ir94h). Lineage: Eukaryota; Metazoa; Arthropoda; Insecta; Diptera; Drosophilidae. The record is from RefSeq and is a predicted model, not a curated record.